Molecule: messenger RNA, 1118 nt
Organism: Contarinia nasturtii (swede midge)
Lineage: Eukaryota; Metazoa; Arthropoda; Insecta; Diptera; Cecidomyiidae
Product: glyoxalase domain-containing protein 4
Exons: 5
Coding region: 130-981 (283 amino acids)
Source: RefSeq, a predicted model, not a curated record
UCAGUAGCUGUCGUUAAUUUGCACAGACCACACAUUCAUUCAAUUGCUUUAUUUAUCGCACAUUUAUUGUGGGAAUUCUAAAAUCUUUUUGUUUAUUUGUUUUUGUUUUUAUUCUCUCAAGUUAUAAACAUGGUUUCAGCGCGUGCUUUGCAUUUUGUUUUAAAAAUUGGUGAUCGUGGUGCAAACAUCAAUUUCUUCCGAAACAUUCUCGGGAUGCAGGUUUUACGUCACGAAGAAUUUACAGAAGGCUGUGCUGCUUCGUGCAAUGGGCCAUACGAUAAUCGCUGGAGCAAAACGAUGAUAGGCUACGGACCAGAGUCAAACCAUUUUGUCGUUGAACUCACAUACAAUUACGGAGUUACCAGCUAUGAUUUGGGAAAUGAUUUCGGUGGUAUUGCCAUUAAGGCAAAUGGUAUUGUUGAUCGUGUCAAAAAGCAAAACUAUUCAUUCACCGUUGAAAAUGAGGUUUAUCUCUUAAAAUCACCGGAUGGAUAUAAGUUCUAUGUGACCGAUGCACAAAGCUCUGGCGAUCCAGUUCAAAGCGUAAUCAUCAAUUCGAACGAUUUACAAAAGACGCAAUCGUAUUGGACCGAUUUGUUGAAUAUGAAAUUGCUAAAUCAAAGUGACAACGAGCUCGCCUUGAAAUAUGACGGCGAUCAAACGAAAUUGAUCUUCAAGAAGAUUGAUGAAAAAAUUGAUCGUAAAACAGCUUUUGGGCGGAUCGCAUUUGCCAUAGCAUUCGAAGAACAAACAAAACUGAGCGAAGAGGUCACGAAACGCAAUGCAAAAGUUAUACAUCCAUUGACUUCAUUAGAUACACCUGGAAAGGCAACCGUUCGUGUCAUCAUUUUAUCCGAUCCAAAUGAAUUGGAAAUUUGCUUUGUGGAUGAAGAAGGAUUCGCUCAACUUUCGCAAGUUGAUCCAGGUUCAGAUGCUGACCUAGACAAAAACGUGCAACGUGAUCCAUUCCAGAAAAAAUGAAUUCAAUACAGCGAUAAUAUUAGGCCUAUAAUUACUUUUUGGGCAUUUGGGAACACAUUUUAAUACACACUUGUUACUUAACCAUUUUACUUGCACCAAAUGAUUUUAUAAUAUAUAAAUUUGAUGAUAUAAAAGUA